AUGGCUCCCGAGAUGUGCCCCACGAGGCCGGAGCCCGCGCUAUCGUUUACCCAGGGCUUGAUAGUCGGCCAGCUCUCGGUGGUACUUUUGAUCGCAGCGUUCAUCAAGUUCUUCAUCUUCGGCGACCCUCCCUCUGCCGAGGUCACAGCCUCCAUUCGAGCAACGGAACGACGGUCGAGGACGCUGGCGCACAAGAAGUCGCUCCUCACUCUGAGGUCGACAAGUGCGCGCAGGGGCAGCCUCCACCAGCAGCACCCCGGCCUGAACAAGAAGAAGUCGAGCAACAUCCUGCGGCCCAGCCCGCCGCUGCUGACGAUCGGGUCCAUCCUCAACAAGACAUACUACAAGGUGGACAGCCACCAGCCGGAGAGCCUAGACUGGUUCAACGUGCUGAUCGCGCAAACCAUCGCUCAAUUCCGCAGCGAUGCGCAACACGACGACGCCAUCCUCACGUCUCUGACCAAGGCGCUGAACGGCACCUCGCGCCCGGACUUCCUGGACGAGAUCCGGGUCACCGAGCUGAGCCUGGGAGAGGAUUUCCCGAUCUUCAGCAACUGCAGGAUAAUACCCGUGGACGAGGACGGGGUCAGUGUGGGCCAGGGCAGGCCGUUUGACGCCAACAUGGCCACCGGGGACGGGGCUAGACUACAGGCCAGGAUGGACGUCGACCUAAGCGACAUGAUCACCCUGGCGCUCGAGACAAAGCUACUGCUCAACUACCCCAAGAAGCUCACCGCGGUACUGCCCGUGGCUCUUGCCGUGUCGGUCGUCCGCUUCAGCGGCACCCUCUCCAUAUCCUUCGUGCCCAGCAACCCGUCGCAGCUGACCCCCACCAAGAUGACGUUUACCUUCCUGGACGACUACCGGCUGGACUUUUCCAUCCGGAGCCUGGUGGGCAGCCGGUCCCGCCUGCAGGACGUGCCCAAAAUCGCGCAGCUCGUCGAGUCGAGGCUGCACCGCUGGUUCGACGAGAGGGCCGUCGAGCCGCGCUUCCAGGAGAUAGCCCUGCCGAGCUUCUGGCCGCGCAAGAAGAACACGCGAGGGGGCGACGAGGCGAUUGUGGAUGCGCAGCCACGGUCCAUGGGCAAGGCCAAGGGGCUGGAGAUUGGGCGGGACGUCAGGGAGGAGGCCAGGAAGGAGGUCGAGGCGGAGUCGAGCGCGAGGUCGGAGUGGGCGCAGGACUCGCUCCGCUACCGACGGCGGUCCAGGGUGGAGGACGCCUUCUCCAUGCCUGGAUCCCUGCCGGGCCUCAACGUCGACAUGCAGACUUGA
Messenger RNA from Thyridium curvatum, 1272 nucleotides. RefSeq lists its product as uncharacterized. Gene Ontology annotation, molecular function: lipid binding. The coding region runs from base 1 to 1272 and encodes 423 amino acids. The record is from RefSeq and is a predicted model, not a curated record. The transcript is spliced from 2 exons. Gene Ontology annotation, cellular component: endoplasmic reticulum; ERMES complex. Lineage: Eukaryota; Fungi; Ascomycota; Sordariomycetes; Thyridiales; Thyridiaceae. Gene Ontology annotation, biological process: phospholipid transport; mitochondrion organization.